This is a messenger RNA of Sciurus carolinensis (gray squirrel), 807 nucleotides long. Its product is annotated as olfactory receptor 2AJ1-like. The transcript has a single exon. Gene Ontology annotation, molecular function: G protein-coupled receptor activity; olfactory receptor activity. Lineage: Eukaryota; Metazoa; Chordata; Mammalia; Rodentia; Sciuridae. Gene Ontology annotation, biological process: G protein-coupled receptor signaling pathway. The record is from RefSeq and is a predicted model, not a curated record. Bases 1 to 807 code for a protein of 268 amino acids. Gene Ontology annotation, cellular component: membrane.
AUGGCGAGUUUGGAGAACCACACUGUGGCUGAGUUUCUUCUUCUGCGACUGCUGCAACACACGCCAGCUCGCUUCUGUGUCUUUGCACUCAUCUCCGUGAUGUUCUUCGCCAUCACGCUGACUGGAAAUGGCCUCCCAAUCCUGCUGAUCCUCGCGGACCCCCUUCUGCACAUCCCUAUGUACUUUUCCCUGUGGCAGCUCUCUCUCAUCGACAUCCUGUUCACACUGGCCAUUUUCCCCAAGAUGAUGUCUGACUUCCUUCUGCACAAGACUGCCAUCUCUGCUUCUGGCUGUGGGACACAAAUCUUCCUGGGAUGGGCCUUGGGUGGGACCGAGUGCAUCCUUUUGGGACUUAUGUCCUGUGACCAAUACAUGGCCAUCUCCAAGCCUCUCGGCUACCUGCUGCUCAUGAACUGGCCCCUCUGCAGGCAGAUGGCACUGAGCUCAUGGUUGAGCAGUGCUUUCAAUGUGUUGGUGCACAUGGUCUACACCGUGAGCUUCCCUUUCUGUGGACCCAGAGAAAUCCAUCAUUUUUACUGCGAACUCCCCAGUGUCCUGCGGCUGUCUUGUGAGGACACCUUGCCCUCUGAGAUGGGGGUGUUGAUCAGUACCACCAUUCUGCUUCUUGUCCCAUUCCCCGUCAUCCUUGCCUCCUACAUGCUCAUCCUGGUCACCGUCAUUCACAUGGCUUCUGUGGAAAUCCUUCUCCACCUGCUCCUCUCACAUGACCAUGGUCAGCCUAUUCUACGGUGCCAUCAUUUUCAUGUACAUGAGGCCGAUCUCUUCACAUACUUCAGGCCAAGAUAA